ACCGGAGAAAUCGUGAACCCGAAAGCGUACCCGCUUGCAGAUUCUCAGCUAUCGAUAACGAUUCUCGAUCUCGUUCAACAAGCUGCUAACUACAAGCAGCUCAAGAAGGGUGCUAAUGAAGCUACCAAGACGCUUAAUCGUGGUAUCUCCGAGUUUGUGGUUAUGGCCGCAGAUGCAGAGCCCCUCGAGAUUCUUCUUCAUCUUCCCUUACUAGCUGAGGAUAAGAAUGUUCCGUAUGUGUUUGUGCCUUCAAAGCAAGCCUUGGGAAGAGCAUGUGGUGUAACAAGACCUGUUAUCGCUGCUUCAGUCACAUCAAACGAAGCUAGUCAAUUGAAAUCUCAAAUCCAGCAGCUCAAGGAUGCUAUUGAGAAGCUUCUGAUCUAA
Thlaspi arvense is the source of this 384-nucleotide messenger RNA. Lineage: Eukaryota; Viridiplantae; Streptophyta; Magnoliopsida; Brassicales; Brassicaceae. The record is from the annotation of a GenBank genome assembly.